AUGUCCCGCCAAACCCCCCGCAAACGCGGCCACAACCGCCACCCCUCCAACGGCCCGCGCCCCGUCCAGUCCGACUACGAAUCCGACGCCGCGCACUACCUCGACACCCACCCCGUCCCGGACCCGAACCCGGCCCUCCUCCACCGCACAAACACCGACCUCAACCUCUCGGUCCUGCGCCGCUACCUCCCCUCCAUCAACGCCACCCUCUCCAUCGCCGCGAACGCCGUCGUCUACACCUUCAACCCCUCCCUGCCCGGCUGGGACAAGACCGGCAUCGAGGGCACCUACUUCCUCUGCAUGCAGGACCCCCUCCCUGGUGUACCUGCGGCCCCGCGCGCCUGCAUCUUCGUCCUCAACCGCCGCGGCCUCGAGAACGUCAUCCUCGACCUCGGCGAUGUCGCCGACUUCGAGGUCAUGGACGAGAUCUACAUCUUCCGCCUGCGCGGCGCCGCCGAGGAGAACAAGGUCAUGGGCAUCUGGAUCCACGCCGACAAGGACGACACCCGCGUCAUGAACGCCGCCAUGAUCGGCGAGACGCUGAAGCAGGUGCGCGCCUUCCAGGAGAGCGGCGCCGCCCAGCAGCUGCCGCCCCAGGCGGAGGAGCUCGGUCCCGCGAUGCAGGCAAUCGGAAGGAAGCUGAGCCUGAGCGACCUGUUUGGCGCGCAGAACGGCGUCAAGGGCUAG
Colletotrichum chrysophilum is the source of this 687-nucleotide messenger RNA. RefSeq lists its product as uncharacterized. Gene Ontology annotation, cellular component: P-body. The record is from RefSeq and is a predicted model, not a curated record. The transcript has a single exon. Bases 1 to 687 code for a protein of 228 amino acids. NCBI's taxonomy places the organism in Eukaryota, Fungi, Ascomycota, Sordariomycetes, Glomerellales, Glomerellaceae. Gene Ontology annotation, molecular function: enzyme activator activity; mRNA binding. Gene Ontology annotation, biological process: deadenylation-independent decapping of nuclear-transcribed mRNA; positive regulation of catalytic activity; deadenylation-dependent decapping of nuclear-transcribed mRNA.